AUGGGGUUAUCACCGGUGCGAGAGCUAUCAGAAAGGGAACAACACGAAGCUUCUUUAGCUGACGUCUACGAUCAAUUGGGCGAGAUGCGAAGCUCUGAAAGCAAGAUGAAGGAUCGACUCGAGACGAUGGGUUCACAAAUGAGUUCACAAAUUGAAUCUUUGGGUAACAAAUUGAGGAUUCGCGAUCAGAGAUUGGAGGAUCUUGGAAGAAAGCUGGACUUGGUUCUUAAUUCUCUCCCUGGAAUUGAGACGGUACGCGAGGUGGGUGGUUCAAGCCAAUCGGGACCAUCGCGAUUUCAAGAAAACCAAAACCAGGUACGUUUCUCUCCUUUGGAACCAUGCCGUAGCAAUAUUAGACCUGGGUUGCGUGAGAAUUUGAUGAAGAACGUUGAGAUGGCUGUGUUUGAUGGAGUCGGAGUUUAUAGUUGGGUUGCUCGAGUGGAAAGGUUUUUUCGUUUGGGAGGUUAUAACGAUGAGGAGAAGCUAGCCUUGGUGUCAGUGAGUUUGAGUGGUGAAGCACUGAGCUGGUAUAAUUGGGUGAUCAACACUAGAGAAUUUAACAGUUGGAUGCAGUUCAAAUCAAGUUUGAUGCUAAGAUUUGGAAACCUGAAGAUCAGAGAACCAAGCCAAAGUUUAUUUUGCAUUAAACAGACUAGUUCCCUAGCGGAUUAUAUACAACGAUUUGAGGACUUAUCUUCUCAAGUGAGUGGACUUGAUGAACAUAAGUUGGAGGGCAUAUUUCUUAAUGGAUUGACACAAGAAAUGCAAGAGCUCGUACACAUGCAGAAGCCUCGUAAUUUGGAUGAAAUGGUGGCAGAAGCUAGAGCAAUGGAGUCGAGUAUUAUGCGAAGAUUGGUGAGAAAGGAGCCUAUACUUGCUAAUAAGGAGAAUCAAAGCUCAACUCACGAGGGCAAUUCUCUUUACAAUACAAAUACUUGGAAGACGAAGACGUUGGUAACUGACACGAUACAAACUAGUGAGAAGCAAGCUGGUAGAGUGGAGCAAAGACCUAGAAGGCAUAGUACAAAUGCAGAGCUAGAUGAAAAGAGGAAGAAAGGGCUUUGUUUCAAAUGUGAUGGACCCUGGUCUAAGGACCACAAAUGCCCCAACAAAGAAUUAAGAGUGUUGACAGUGUUGAAUGGAUAUGAAGUUGAAGUUUUGAAUGGUAAUGUCGAUGGGAUUGCUGGUCCUACAACCACCAAAGUCAGAGGAUCGGUUGGGAAAGAAGCUAUAGUGAUUAUGUUAGAUAGCGGAGCCACUCACAACUUUAUCUCUCUGGAAGCAGUAAAGAAGUUAAAGCUUAAAUGCAGAGCAAACCCAGACUUGAAUAUCAAACUGGGAACAGGAAUAUUAGUGAAUGGGUUAGGGGUCUGUGAGAGAGUGACAUUCUCUACUCAAGGCCUAGAGUUCACAACUGACUUCAUUGUGUUGGAACUGGGUCAAGUGGAUGUAAUUCUGGGAGUUUACUGGUUAAGAACCUUAGGCGAGUGCAGAGUGAAUUGGGAGAAGAAUGAAAUGUCCUUCCUAUACAAGGGCAAGAUGGUGUCAUUAAAAGGAGAACCUGACCUACUCAUUUCCAAAAUGUCUUUGAAAUCCUUGUCAAGUGGGAAGGUGGCGAAGGAGUUAUGCAAUAACCAAGUGUUACCAGCGAUCGCAGAACCUAUUCCCGAGAGAAUUCAAGAGGUUUUGGCAGAGUUUGAUUGCGUAUUUGUGAUACCUACAUCAUUACCACCAAUCAGAGGAAGAGAACAUUCGAUAUCAUUGUCCGCAGGUACCACUGCAGUGAGUGUUCGGCCUUACAGAUAUCCUCAUGCUCAGAAAGAAGUAAUGGAGAAAAUGGUUGGAGAAAUGUUAGAAGCAGGAAUCAUAAGACCAAGUCAAAGUCCUUUUUCUAGUCCAGUAUUAUUGGUUAAAAAGAAGGACAGCAGCUGGCAUUUUUGUGUUGAUUACAGAGCACUAAACCGAGCUACAAUUCCAGACAAGUUCCUAAUACCAAUAAUUGAUCAGCUUCUGGAUGAACUCAAUGGUUCUGUACUUUUUUCAAACUGGAUUUCAGAGCCGGAUACCAUCAAAUACGAAUGA
This is a messenger RNA of Camelina sativa (false flax), 2082 nucleotides long. The record is from RefSeq and is a predicted model, not a curated record. Lineage: Eukaryota; Viridiplantae; Streptophyta; Magnoliopsida; Brassicales; Brassicaceae.